GAGUCUGAAUGUGGGCUCGACCAAGGAGUGGAUUUUGAUUGGAUAAUCAAAAAUGAGGGCGAUGGAUCACAACUGGAGGAGCAGCUUGCUACUGGGCUGCUCUCAAUUGCCAAAGAAAAGGUGAAAGGGGACAUUACACAGCUGUAGGAACUUGCUGAAAGCUCUUGUUGGAAAGUGUAGUUGGGUAUACAUUACACUAUUUUCUGUGAAAAUCCUAGAACACCUUUGAUACACAGGAGCAGCAGAAAGUGAAUAUGUAGUAUUUAUUUCUCUACGGUGUUCUGUACUAUCAACUACGUAGCAUGGCAAGAAUACUAAAAUCUGAUCAAACGUGUACGGUGUGCAUAUUGGCACUGACCGAUAUGUGAAUAUACAUGGAUCACACACACAGGUAACUGCCAAAAUAAAAUAAACACUUGAGAAAAAUGAAGGAAACAAAGUAUAUUGAAAGCUGGUGCUUCCACAUAGGUGUGGGUCAUGAGUUAAGCAAUUAAAACAUCAUCAUGCUUAGGGUGAUGUAUAGAAAUUAUUUUGGCUAACAAAGCUAGAAGAGAUGUGACUGUCAUUCAUCCAAUAAAGUUCACCACUGGAAUAGAUYCCAAGGUGCAUUGAAGCUUUUCUGGUGGCACAAUGCCCUAUUAAGACACUUUGGGGCUUCCUUUAUUUUGGCAUUUUCCUGUACUUAGUGAUGUCAACACAGGAGGCAAAUUUCACCAAGACCCAAUGUACAGAUUAAGUCAACAUCUGCAGUUGUAUAAAAGUGUCAAAUAGUGCCAUGUGUCAUUUUGUUUUUUAUAGUCCUAGAUUGUAAAAUAGUUAACUAGGCUACUAGAAAGUAUASUUUUAAUUGUAAAUAGCUAGACGAUUAACUGGAAACCCAGAACGUGCACAUAUGCUGACCCAUGGUAAAAUUAGCACAAUACUGCAUUACACACCCAUUCAACAUAAUUAAAAUGUACUAGACAGACAUGAUCAAUGUUCUAAUAGCAGGGUAAGUGUUAGUUCAUAAAACAUUUUAAAGUAGACAUGGAGGGAACAGCACCUAGAUUGGAGUGGUGUCAAACUGAAGGGGAAAAAAUCCAAUAAAAUUGGAAUGUCAAUACAAA
Messenger RNA from Salvelinus sp. IW2-2015, 1106 nucleotides. The record is from RefSeq and is a predicted model, not a curated record. Lineage: Eukaryota; Metazoa; Chordata; Actinopteri; Salmoniformes; Salmonidae.